This is a messenger RNA of Penicillium atrosanguineum, 1581 nucleotides long. RefSeq lists its product as uncharacterized. Bases 1 to 1581 code for a protein of 526 amino acids. The record is from RefSeq and is a predicted model, not a curated record. Lineage: Eukaryota; Fungi; Ascomycota; Eurotiomycetes; Eurotiales; Aspergillaceae. The transcript has a single exon.
AUGUCGAGAGACCCCAGACGUUCGAUUGCGAGCGCCGGCAGCGAGUCGAUCGGAAGUCCACGGGCGCGAUCGACAUCGGCGCACGGAGAGCGCUCGUCUUCGAACCCGCCGUCUUUUCCCAUGGAUAUGAACCACUAUGAUACCGCCCUACCCCCUAUCAACUUUCACCAGACACCCAUUGUACACCGCCGAACCGGUAGCACGCUGAAGACUGUCAUGCGCAAGAUCUUCAAUCGAAAAAGACAGAGCCAGGCAGACGGACUGGAAGAAAGUCCGCAUGAAGCAUACUAUAAUUCUUCCCCGUCGAGGCAAUCGCCACCAACUCUGGGAAAUUCGUUCCUGUCUGUUCCCACGCCGACAGACUCAAAACGGAGCAGUCCGCUCUCGGAGGAAAACCUGCUCCUCGCAGAAACCCACUUGUCUCCAACUCGCUUGACCUCUCCGGGUUUUCCUGGCAUGCCACCGCGCCGUCGACGCGCUACGCUCCCCAGCGUGAUAUUCUCUGAAGACGAAUCCCGAUUUGGGGUAGCAUCGAGUGCUAUUUCUGCUAUUUCCGACCCCCAGGAAGAAAGACUUAUACCGGAAAGCCAACGCAAGCGCAGCAUGAUCCAGGCUCGACGACGAUCAAGAAGUAUCGGUGCGAUUGGCGAGCUUGCAGAUGAACCAUCGAUGUCUCGCAAAUGGCCAACCCGCACGGCUUCUAUACCCAACUCCGUUCCUGAUUCAAGAUCCCCUCCUCUCGAGGGAAGCUCUGCAAGCGAUCGCUCUGGCCGUCCAUCCACUGGAACUACAGUGACCAGUGUGACUAGAGCGUCUGCCGCACCGUCCAUUCGAUCCGAUGACCAUGCAGACCAUAUGAGCCUACCGCCUAAUUUGGGUAACUUGGUUCGGAGCAUGCAGCAAGACGACGGCCUCACCGUGGAGCAGCGUGUGAAUACGCUGGAAGUAAAGAUGAUCGACCUAGAAUUUGCUAUUGCACGAAUGCAGUCGAACUCAGCCGAACCUCACUCCAUAUCCCGUCGAAAACAAACCCCAUCCGCUGACUCAUUGACUCCCAAUGUGCGCAACAGACCUUCCGGCCUUUCAAGUACAACUGAACGUGACGAAUCACCAAGUCCGUUGUCGUCUCUUCCCGUGCGCCCAACAAGCACCAGCACUAUCCGCCCCGAGACCAUGCACUCACGCACCCUCCGACCAGCCCCAUCUACCACAUCCUUAUCCGACUACACGGCCGUCUCAAUCGAACAAUACAGCGCCCUGGUGACGCUCCUUCGGCGCGAACAGACAGCCCGGCGGAACCUUGAAAGCCAAGUCUCCAGCCUACGCGACGACAUCCGCCAUAUCCAGCGGGCAGCAUUGCAGUCUAUGGAAAUGGGCCAAAUGUACCCAAUGCACACAGUCGAUUCGCAAGAAUUCCUUCGCUUCCGACGCGCGCUUGACGAUUCCGACUCUUCGUCCCCCAUCCGCGUCGAUGGAAAGGACGGUAGUGACUCAGACUGGGAUAAACCUGAAAAAUAUGAUCCCUUCGGACCUCCCAAGUGGGAGCAGGGGAAACGUCUUGUAACGGCGCCCAUGAUUUGA